This is a messenger RNA of Rubroshorea leprosula, 1464 nucleotides long. Lineage: Eukaryota; Viridiplantae; Streptophyta; Magnoliopsida; Malvales; Dipterocarpaceae. The record is from the annotation of a GenBank genome assembly.
AAUUUCUUUAUUGUUGUAGAGUGUUUGUUCCCUCUUGCAUGUGAACAAAAUAUUUGAAGUAGGCAUUUCUGAAAGUCUUCGGGAGCAUGUAGAGUACUUGAAUUUGGAUAUCAUCACGAAGGCAGGUUCAUGCAUCACAACUGAGCUUGCAUAUGUCUAUGAAUUGGUCAUUGGUGUCGUAGAUAUAAAUAGGAGCAAAGAGAAGGGUUAUGCAACAUUGGUGAAAGAGGGUUUCUGUGAUGAGUUGGAUGAGCUGAGACAAAUAUAUGAAGAACUGCCGGAAUUUCUAGAACAGGAUACUUGAUGUGUGUUUUUGAAGAAAAAAUUGAUGAAGCCACACUAGAGAAACUUCAGGCUUUUGAGUUUGCAUUCUCUGAUUCUGAUGGGGAGACAAAAAGCUUUUUGUCAUUGGCAAUGGUUGCCCGUCAGAACAAUUAUGUGAGGCCUACUUUAACCACGGAACCCAUACUUGAUAUACAUAAUGGGAGGCAUGUUUUGCAGGAAAUGAUUGUUGAUACAUUUAUUCCAAAUGAUUCUAAAAUUCUAAGUGAUGGAAGGAUCAAUAUCAUCACUGGCCCUAAUUAUUCAGGGAAAAGCAUCUACAUAAAGCAGGUGGCUUUAAUUGUUUUUCUUUCCCACAUCGGAAGUUUUGUACCUGCAGAUGCUGCAACUGUGGGAUUGACUGAUAGGAUAUUCUGUGCUAUGGGGAGUAAGCUUAUGACUGCAGAACAAUCUACGUUUAUGAUAGAUUUACAUCAAGUAGGAAUGAUGUUGAGGCAGGCAACUUCAAGAUCUUUGUGCCUGUUGGAUGAAUUUGGUAAAGGUACUCUGACUGAAGAUGGCAUUGGUCUUCUUGGUGGAACCAUAAAUUACUUUUGUGCCUCAGAUGAUCCCCCAAAGGUUCUGGUGUGUACUCACUUGACUGAGAUAUUCACUGAGAGUUGCUUGCCAAAGUCUGAGAAGGUCAAGUUUUACACCAUGAGUGUGCUGCAGCCUGAAAAUAACUCGGCAGAUACUGAAGACAUCAUAUUUCUGUAUAGGUUAGUUCCUGGCCAUGCACUUCUGAGCUAUGGACUUCAUUGUGCGCUAUUAGCAGGUGUCCCAGAUGAAGUAAUAAAGAGAGCAGCGCAUGUACUGGAUUCUAUUAGAAACAAUAAACGUGUUGCACGAUUGAACAAUCAGAAUAUAUCAGCCCAUGACCAGCAAUAUCAGGCUGCACUGGAUAAAAUGUUGGCGUUUGAUGUUCUCAAGGGUGAUCUCAACACCUUCUUUAGAGAUUUAUUGCCUUACGAAUCCUAAAAGCAUGCCCUUAUGGUACAUUUCAGAAGCCAAUUAAGAGGUAGUGGAGCCAAAAAUUUUAUUAGCAUUUGAAACAUACAUUUACUUUGAUACCAUACUUGGAAUGAGCAUCAAAGAAUUCUGCAUUUUCAAUUCUUUUAACUCCUAUAAAUUUGAUAAAUUUAU